AUGGACAAGACGAAGACGGAACGACGCAGAAGCCUCGGCCAUCCCUCCCUCAUGGAGCGCAGCCUCCAGCGCUCCACGCACGAGGUGAGCCUGAGUUCCUUUUCUUUUCUGUUUUCGGAAAUGGUCCAGUACUCUCUAAAUGCAGCAAAAAAAGGAUACCGCAUGGAGGACAGGCUGCACGAGAUGGGUCUGCGGAUAGGCUACAAAGUGCUGGAGUUGGUGGCUUUUCGCGAAAGAGCAGCAAAAAGAGAAAUUCGAAUUGUUUCUUUUUUGUCUUUUGUUGCUUCUGCUGUUUGGCGCUGCCUCUUUGGCCGCUCCAUGGAGCUGCUGCGCGCCCAAGACACCGAGCUCGAAUACAUGCUAAACGACAAAGAACUCUUAACUAACAAAUUCAUUUCCCCCCCAAGAGAUUUGGGGCAUCUUAACUGCGGCGCUUUUGCUGCUGGCAUCAUCGAGGGCCUUCUCUGCAGCGCAGAAUUCGUCAGGGUGCGGCUGGUGGGGUGGUGCUGCUGCUGCUGCGGGUGUUGGGUUUGUUGCUGCUUAUGUUUCGAUCUUGCUGCAGCAGCAACUGCUGCUGCUGCUGCGUUGCCGUGA
Messenger RNA from Eimeria tenella, 594 nucleotides. Its product is annotated as transport protein particle component Bet3 domain-containing protein, putative. NCBI's taxonomy places the organism in Eukaryota, Apicomplexa, Conoidasida, Eucoccidiorida, Eimeriidae. Bases 1 to 594 code for a protein of 197 amino acids. Gene Ontology annotation, biological process: endoplasmic reticulum to Golgi vesicle-mediated transport. Gene Ontology annotation, cellular component: TRAPPIII protein complex; TRAPPII protein complex; TRAPPI protein complex. The transcript has 5 exons. The record is from RefSeq and is a predicted model, not a curated record.